This is a messenger RNA of Cyphellophora europaea CBS 101466, 1719 nucleotides long. RefSeq lists its product as uncharacterized. The record is from RefSeq and is a predicted model, not a curated record. The transcript has 2 exons. Bases 1 to 1719 code for a protein of 572 amino acids. NCBI's taxonomy places the organism in Eukaryota, Fungi, Ascomycota, Eurotiomycetes, Chaetothyriales, Cyphellophoraceae.
AUGGCUGCUCCCCGUUUGCUGAAGACGAAAGACUUCGCCGACGACACCUACCAAGAGCCAACCUCAAAACGUAACAAAAAGUCGUCCAAGUACACCGCAACUGUACAACAAGCAAAGAGGCGCCGCAAGGCUGCUUCCCCCUCAUCUUCCGAGUCGUCGGACAGUCUGGAUGGCGACGACGCUUCGGACGAACAGUCCGAAGAUGAUGAUGAUGCCGACGAUCUGCCAGCCGUUGUAGCCCCGUCCCGCCAUAACAUGAUGGGUGGGACGGGGCGCUUUUAUGACGGUGUCCCACGCGCUGGCAGUGUUGAGUCUAUGUUUGGUGAGAAAGGCAUUGACCUUGAAAAGCAGGAUCUCCCAACCCUCGAGGAUAUGAGGCGAUAUGAGGAGCAUCUCUUCGCUAACGUAUCUGAUGAUGAUGAUGCUGCUUACGCGGCAGUCGAAGAUAUCAGUGAUUCUGACGAGGAAGAAAUCAACCAUUUCGAAGAACAGCAGCUCAUUGCUGAUCUCAGUGAGGAUGAUGAACUUGAGGAAUUGGAUCUCCUCAAUCAAAUCGACGGUAUGUCUGCUUAUGGCUUUGGGGACGAGAGUGACGCUACUGCCACGUAUCCACCAUCGUCCCAAGGCAGUGACUCUGCUUCUGAAAUGGGUCCGACUCGUCACGUUCACUUCAAUGUCGACCCUGCUCAUGCCUUCAAUCCCUCGUUGGUUGAUUCACCAACCUUUUCUCGUGCCCUCCUGCCAUCGGCUCUGCCUGACAGUGGCUCAAUGGGCCUCGUGGGCCAUGAGCGAGCUGGCGACGAGUCUAGCUCGGAGGGGAAUGGGGACAACUACGACUCCGAUGCUACUGAUGACUGCUUACCUCCGGAGGCUCAACUUCAAGAUGACGAUGAGGAAGAAAUCGAGCGGCCUCACAGCCCUCCUACUCCAGGGACGGCGGCUAAGCAGAAGGCCGAGUGCAAAGGCCCCCCACGUGGUAUCUUCAUUGAUGAGGGGACCAAGACGACAGGCAUACUGGACAAGACUGGCAAGAUCAUGAUCAUCACACAUCCUCACCUCCUCGGCGAUGAGUUCGCUCGCCGCUAUGGAAACUCUACUGCCUCAAGUCCGGCUGUCGGUUUCGAGGAUCUGCUCAGCGAGAGUGAUUUUGCUGAAGAUCCAAACUACAGCAACAUCACCCCUGCUUCGGAGAUGGACAUGAUGCUCAACAACGGCAAUUCUAUCGAUGUCAACGGCAUUGUCACCGGCACCCAGGAGGCAUUCUACCCUCCUGGUUUCAACCUUGGCGACUUUGCUGAAGACUUUGAGCUUGACCUCGACGUUGGUGAUGACCUGGGCGAAGACGUUAUCAAGCUGGAUGAUGUUAUCCAAUUUGACGAUGAAUCCGACGACAGUGAGGCACCUACUUCUCCUUUCUUCAUGACGCCUAGAGCGCCUGCGCAGAACCAUAUCUUCGCUCCUUCUGCCUCGACCGUCACCGCUUUCCGUCGCCACCAAGAUUCUUUCAAGACCACACCCUCUUUCUCCCGCUUCAGCGAGCUGAGCUCUCCGGCUAGCGCUAUAAACCCGCGAAAGCGCAAGUCUACCAUUGAAUCUCCCUAUGCCUCUGAGCAUUACAAAGGAGUUACGCCAGUCCAGCGCAUGACCAACUCAGGCAACACUAUGCCCUCUACCCCUGACACUGUUCGACCCAAGCGUCAACGACUGAUGAUGGCCUAA